Messenger RNA from Sardina pilchardus (European sardine), 1585 nucleotides. RefSeq names its product RCC1 domain-containing protein 1-like. Lineage: Eukaryota; Metazoa; Chordata; Actinopteri; Clupeiformes; Clupeidae. The coding region runs from base 164 to 1384 and encodes 406 amino acids. The record is from RefSeq and is a predicted model, not a curated record. The transcript is spliced from 10 exons.
AGCUUUUACUGCGCAGAGUCGAUGAAUAAGACACUACUUUGAAGGUGUUUUCGUUGGCUGGAUGUUGACAUUAAUCUUAAAUAGCUUACACCUAACAUUACUUCUUACCCGGCAAUGAAACUAUGCUCGCAGGUUAAAGUUAACCCUGGCUGCUGGCGCUAGCAUGUACUACAAUCAAAUGACUUGGUUUGGCUUUGGUUUUAACGGCUUUGGGCAAAUUGUGCCAUUCGGGAAGGUGGAUUGUGAGACACCUAGCGAGAACCACGUUAAAAUAGCUGUUCCUGCCGUUGUGAAAUGCUCAAAUGACAGUUCAGUCAGAAUUGUAUCAGAGACCAAACAUGAGAAGGAAGCUAAGGCUUGGAACAUGCAGGUUAUUGCGUGCUGGAGUCGCACGGCUUCGUUUUUUGGGAAAGGUGAAGGACAGGUGCAUCUGACAGGAUUCACUGAUGGUUCAUUAGACCGCCGAAAAAGCAUCAGCAGGAGCACUGGGUGUGUGGAUGCCUGGAUCACUGAGAGAUACUUGACUCUUCGCUUCACAGACAGAGUCGAGUGCUGGACUUGUGAUGGUGCAAACAUGGAGCUUGUUUUGAAGUUGGAACAGGAUUCAUCAGACAGAAAGACAGGUCAUUCCGCCCCGCUCCCUCUUGUUCCAGAGGGGUACAUUGCCUCGGAACCCCCUCUUUUCCGUCCCUUGUCUCCCCAGCUCCGUGCUGACCGGCUGGCUCUGGGCACAGCCCAUGCCCUCCUCCUGUGCGCUGGUGGCACCAUAUACACCUGGGGUAGUGGAAGCCAUGGUCAGCUGGGCCACGGCACUCUGGUGGCAGAGGAAGAGCCGCGGGUGGUGGAGGCGCUGUGGGGUCUCCCUGUGUGUGCGGUGGCGGCCGGAGGAUGGCACUCCGCAUGCGUCAGCGAGGGCGGAGAUCUGUACAUGUGGGGCUGGAACGAGAGUGGUCAGCUAGGUCUCCCGUCUCGGCGCUGCAGGGAGGAGUCUGAACAAAAAAAAGAAACUGGGCAGCCAAAAAGAGAACAGGAGGAGACUGGCGACGACGUGUUCAUCUCUAUCCAAGCCUUCCCUGCCCUGCUGGACAUUCCACAUGUGUCGGAAGUCAGCAGUGUUAGCUGUGGAUCCCGCCACACAGCUGCAGUCAGUUGUCAAGGGGAUCUGUAUACCUGGGGAUGGGGUGACUAUGGACAGUUGGGCCAUGGGAAUCUAUGCAGCUCAGAUCAACCUUCCCUUGUGGACUUCUUCCCAAAACAUGGACUGUGUGUGAAGGAUGUGAAAUGUGGGCCAUGGAAUACAUUUGUAUCUGCAACUCAAGCAAACCCUGCAGGACCACAUGCAGAUGACGAUGCAGCUACAAGUUAUUCAGGUCAAGGAAAAUAAACAUGUAAUGCCAAACGAGACGUGACAAGGGCACCUGGGUGCAACUGUAAUAUAUAAUGAAGGAUGGACAUUAAAGAAACAGUCAAGAUCGCUCUGAAGAAGUAUGACGUUGGGGACAUGUUUUCCUAUUUGCCAGUCAUGCCAAAAGCCUCAGUACUUAUUCCAGUGUUCGUAAGAGGAGGAGAGCUACACGUAUUGAUG